Messenger RNA from Spirometra erinaceieuropaei, 471 nucleotides. The record is from the annotation of a GenBank genome assembly. Lineage: Eukaryota; Metazoa; Platyhelminthes; Cestoda; Diphyllobothriidea; Diphyllobothriidae.
AUGCUGUUAAACGCCUACCGUGAUCAACACCCGGGAAUUCGUAUCGUCUAUAGGACCGUCGACCAUCUUCUCAGCGGCCGGCACAUGCAGAUCCCAACACGUCUCUCUGUGACUACAAUCCACGACCUGCUCUUCGCGGAUGAAUGUGCGCUCAGUACCGCGACAGAUGCUGACAAACAACGAAACAUGGUUCUCAGCGACUCCGGCUACCUCAACAUUGCGCCUACCAUCAAAGUGGACAGAACGCUGGUCAUGCAUCAACCGUCAUCCAACAGGGUUCCUCGCAUCCAUGUCAGCGACGUUCAACUGGAGGCCGUAAACGAUUUCGCCUCCUUAAGCAGCACCCUCUCAGACUGCAUCGAAAUCGACGACGAGGUGCCCCAUUGGAUUUCCAGAGCCGGCCAAGCCUUCGGUCGGCUGCAAAACUCCGUAUGGAAUUGCCACGGUCUCUACCUGAACACCAAAAGAUAG